AUGAGAUGUCGCUUACCCGGCGGGGCUUCAGACACGUCCAAGCUCUGGAAUCUACUGAAGUCUGGGCGCUCUGGUCAAUGUGAGAUUCCCAAAUCACGUUUCAACGCGGAUGCAUUCUUCAAUAAGGAUCCCGAUUUUCCGGGGAGUAUCCAUUCAACAGGAGGAUAUUUCAUUGAAGAUGAUGUCCGCCUUUUUGAAAAUGCCGUAUUUGGCAUUAAUAACCUUGAGGCAAGCUACAUGGAUGCUCAGCAGCGACAAUUGCUCGAAGUGGUGUUCGAAUGCUUUGAAACUGCUGGCGCGACUAUUCAAAAUCUCUCUGGUACCAACGUUGGCUGCUAUGUUGCCAACUUUACCACCGAUUUUGUUACCAUGCAGGCAAAAGGUCCAGAAUCUUUCCAUCGAUAUAGUGCUACUGGGUUUGGGCCUACAAUUCUUGCAAACAGGAUCAGUCAUGUCUUCAAUCUGAAAGGACCCAGCUUUGUAAUGGACACUGCUUGUUCUUCAUCACUCUAUGCAUUGCACACAGCCUGUCAAGGGCUAAGACUUCAAGAAUGUGACGCAGCAGUUGUUGCAGGCGCGAACUUGGUUCAAUCACCCGAAUCAUACAUAGCGAUGGUCAAGGCUGGAGUUCUUUCAGCAAGCUCGACCUCACAUACUUUCGACAGUUCUGCUGAUGGGUAUGGAAGAGGCGAAGGUAUCGGUGCAUUAUAUCUAAAGCGCUUAAGCGAUGCCAUUCGGGAAAACGACCCAAUCAGAGGCGUAAUACGCGGGACAGCAGUAAACAGGCAAGUGGUGCAACUUCAUCGAUAG
This is a messenger RNA of Letharia columbiana, 810 nucleotides long. RefSeq lists its product as uncharacterized. The coding region runs from base 1 to 810 and encodes 269 amino acids. Gene Ontology annotation, molecular function: fatty acid synthase activity; 3-oxoacyl-[acyl-carrier-protein] synthase activity. The transcript has 2 exons. Lineage: Eukaryota; Fungi; Ascomycota; Lecanoromycetes; Lecanorales; Parmeliaceae. Gene Ontology annotation, biological process: fatty acid biosynthetic process; secondary metabolite biosynthetic process. The record is from RefSeq and is a predicted model, not a curated record.